Molecule: messenger RNA, 982 nt
Organism: Zea mays
Lineage: Eukaryota; Viridiplantae; Streptophyta; Magnoliopsida; Poales; Poaceae
Product: AP-3 complex subunit mu
Exons: 3
Coding region: 1-657 (218 amino acids)
Source: RefSeq, a predicted model, not a curated record
AUGGCUUUUAGGACCUUAGUCACAGUAAUUGGUCAAAUAGAGGAGGGGGUUCUUGUGAAAUGUGAAGCAUACGAUGAUGUCCAAGUAAACUGCAGCCUCCCAGGUGUGCCAGAGCUGACCAUGUCCUUUGCUAACACUGCAAUUAUCAAUGAUGUUACCUUCCACCCCUGCGUCCGAUUCAGGCCUUGGGAUUCAAAUCAGAUCCUAUCAUUUGUUCCUCCCGACGGGCAGUUCAAGCUCAUGAGUUACAGGGUUCAGAAACUGAAGAAGACACCGAUCUAUGUGAAACCACAAUUAACAUCAGAUUCCGGGAACUGUCGCGUUAGUGUGAUGGUCGGGAUUCUCGAAGCUGAGCACUCUACAUGUACCUUCACCUUGCUAUGCUUCUCUGACGCUAGCCUUCUUAUGCAGACCUGUUUGUGGACAAUUGGGCAGAUACCAAAAGACAAAGCACCGGCACUCUCUGGAAAUUUACGACUGGAGGAAGGGCUCGCACAACUGCAUGCAUUGUCGACAUUUCAGGUGAGAUUCACGAUUAUGGGAGUUGCCCUAUCUGGCCUUCAAAUCGAUAAGCUGGACGUGAAGAACACCCUGAACGCUCCGUACAAAAGUUUUAGAGCCCAGACUCAAGCUGGGAAGUAUGAGGUCAGAUCGUAGGUGCUUGCAGGGGGGCAGUUGUUAGUUCAUUCUUGUAGAAAACGAAUGAUGUUGUGGACCUGGCUCAUGGCCUGUUAACACAUUGUUAUGAUCAUCAGUUGAGGGUUCACGACCAGCUGCAUUUGGGUCGUUGCAUUUGAUGGGAGGUGCCAUUGUUCUUUGUUCAGGUCAAUAGGUGUCUUGUACCUGAAUCAGAUUAUCCUCUGUGGUGUGAAAGCAACAGAAUACUGCGACCCUAGGCCUAUCUAGAUCAAGGUUUUGGAUUCUGGCACCUUGUGUUAUAAAAUUCACUUGAGUAUAGAAUCUCUAUAUUUUUUUGUUGUAA